GUUUAUUGUCAGAAUAGAAAGCCGGGCUGAAGAAAACGCACGUGGUCUCUACCAUUAGUCAAGCGUUGACGUGGCAAACAAAACAUAGUCAGUGCUGCCUGUUCCGGGACUGCUCCAUCCGGUUUUCAUCGAGUUUCUGUUGGAUGGGACUAGGCCGACAUUAAUUAACCGUGAGUGUAUUUAUUUACGAUACCUAUUUGUGCCCGGUCGGAGGGUUGAGGAUAACCAUAGCGGAAGAAGGUCGUUACUAAAUAUGGAAGACGGCCCGGAGUGAAGAACAGAGGGAAAACCGCGACAAUAGAACUUCCGGAACAUGUCAGCUCACAUCCACCGCAUGUCAGCAGCAGAAAUAACAACGAAAACGGCAUUCUCGACGCUACCUAGUCCAACAGGUGCCGCGUAAAACUGUGCCAUCCUUUGUGACGGAAACAACAUAUGACGAGAUGUGCGCAUAAAAAAGCAUAAAGUACCAAUCUGCUGAGCACUAAGUACAAGGGACGCGGAACUCACACGUAUGCACCGGAUUAUGUAAACAGGACGAUGAUGACAACUCCGCCAGCAACGCCAUCUGCUGCUGCUGCAUGUGUUUCGCCACCGUUGCACAAUGUGGCGCCAGUUGGAUGAACAUCGACGACUGCAGCACUUCCGGGGAGUAACUAUCUUCUUAGAGGAAAGAAGCAUAACAAAGCACAACGUUGUUUUUUUUUCUGGUUUUCCGUUUUCACGUUGCAAUUUACCUCCUUGUUCUGAACUAAUAAUAAAUGCACAUCCAACGACGCAGCAGCAAGCGUUUCAGGUGGCAUCAACUGGGGGAGUAGGUGGUGAAAUAAACAGGACAAUUAUAGAGGUCUGAAGCAACCACCACCGAGCGACUACUACAAGCACAAACAAAACGCGUGGGAAACUUUCCUGCCCUGGAGCGAAGCGGAAAAAAUAAAUCGGAGCGCUCCAUCGUAAAAUAUAUGGAAACAAAAGGCUGCCAAGCCAGGACUGCUGCUGUGGGGAGCCUACUAGCGCGCUACUGGACCGAAAGGAUAGUAUAAAUAAAGUCGACUAGAGCCCUGCCCGAGAGCGCGGAUAUCUAGACUAGGCACCUAGAUGUAGCCCACCGUGCCUCCACGCCAACAGCAACAACGAACGGAGCAGAGCAUUACUAUGGCUCGGCGGCGAAACUUUAGAAAUGAUGGAUGCAACUGCUGCUGUAAUCAGAGACAACUACUGGCCGUGAUAGUGUUUUUCACCAUCGCUCUGGGAGCACCGCAUUCAGAUCCCAGCUCGCUGACGGACAACUAUCUGGCCCCGGCAAUGUCGCAGGCAUAUUUCGCAACCCGAAACAAUACCAAAGUCACGGCACAAAAGGGCGGCACAGCGCUGCUGCCAUGCACCGUACUGACACAAACUUCCGCCCUGGUCUCCUGGGUGCGGCGGAGGGACUUCCAGCUGCUAACCGUAGGACUUUCGACGUACAGCAGUGACGAGCGCUUCCUGGUGCACCAUAUCCGCCACAUGGGCCACUGGGCGCUGCGGAUCAAGGCCGUCCGGGAUGAGGACCAGGGCCUAUACGAGUGCCAACUGUCGGUGCACCCGGUGCAGUCGGUCUUUGUCGAGCUGCAAGUUGUAGAUGCCGUUGCGGACAUCGUAGGAGCACCGGAUUUGCACAUCGAUGAAGGAUCAACGCUGCGGCUGGAGUGCAAACUGGAGCGCGCCACCGAAUAUCCCGACUACGUGUUCUGGUACCACCAGCACAGUAUGGUAAACUUCGACCAACAGAAUGGCUUUUCGGUGACGCCAUUCCAACCGGUGGUGAAUAACACAGCUUCGCCAGACGAGCUUGCAGCAGAUCAACCUUACCCAAUGCCGAUGGACCAAAACCAUCACGGCCACGGUCAUCACCAUCAGCACCACAACCCGCAGCAUCAUCUUCAUCAUCAGCAUCAUCACCAUCACCACCAUCAUCGACAUCAUCCGCAGCAUCGGUUGCCACCGCAGGACCCAACACCGUUGGACGGCGACAACGACGACGACGACGCCAGCAAUUUCGGCGGUUGGAACGUGCUGGACCUGCUGAACCCGGCCGCCGUAGCAUCUGGAUCGAUGAACCUGCUGGACGCGCCGCCCCUGUUGGAUUCCGGCGAACUGCUGGCCACGGAUCUGACCGCGGGUUUCUCUGCCGUCGAAGAACAGCUGCACCAGUGGGCACUGAACCAAAGCGGCUUUCUGCCGUACUCGCACAUCCUCCAGCCGGCCACCAGCGUUCUGACAAUCAAGGAGGUGCACUCGAAGCACGCCGGCAACUACACCUGUGCACCGUCCAACACGCGACCCGCCAGCAUAACAGUGCACGUGUUGCAAGGUGAAAAACCAGCCGCUAUGCAGCACGCCAACCGGAGUCAGCUGGAAGACAGCAAAGCGAAAGGUGGCAGCAGCAGCAGCAGUAGCAGCCCUGCCAGGACACUGUGCAACCUUCGGCAUCCUCUCUUGGUACUUCCGGUGACGACGAUGCUGGUGCUUCUCCUAGCCCAAAUACGCUGUCUUUCGUCACUACUGGGGCGAAACCAAGGCCACCACAACCACCAUUUGGCGAGCAGGUGAGAGCGGGGAAAACCCGGAUGCAGCACACUCAGCCUCUUCCCGCAUCGCGCGCCGCUUGCGGAUCCGCUGCGCGACCCAACGAAGAAAACAAUGGAAAGAGGCAAACAACAGCCGCAGCGAAACCAACAAGCACGUCUCUUGGGUUCGGUAAAUUAGGUUAAACGAGAGCAAAAAUGUAAUAUGUAUCGUGCUAUACCCCGCCAGAUACCGUCGAGCAUCCAUGGAGAUGGUCCUCUUCCGGCCGCCGCCGACACCGCCAUUUGAUGGCGGUGGUCGACCAGAAAGCUGUUCUUGCGAUGCUAGUUCAGCAAAGCGGAAUCCCGGUUUCCUUACAGGCUGCGACUUAAGGGUAUGUGAUAUGUCGAAUGAUUUGUUCGAUGAUACUUGGAUUCAGAAACAGCAUGCACCCGCUUUAGCCCCUUUGGGGCCUAAAGUUUUCUAACUUAAUUACUUACUUUCAGUCCUGAGUGCUCAUGCUGGUGCAGAGAGCCAAAAUGGAAAGUCUCUAUUAUGGGUGACUGCCCGUCAAAUUUCUGUCGACUUCCUUUAUUUCUUUAUUCAGGCUGCGCUGCCAUGAGCCUCUGGACCUAUCUCUUCUGCAAUGUCCUGCCGAGUUCCAGGUUAGCGCUUUCAUACAGUUUUUGUUCCAGCCCCUGCGUAGAGAGUAGCCGAUCCACCUCCACGUUUGCUCUCGAACUUCUGUCACUAUAUGCGCCAGAGCUCCACGUUGGAGUUCCAGGUAAGGCCACCAUGCAUAUUUAUAUUCCGAAGGUAACAACUGUUGAUGAAGACCUGCAACUGUUGAGUGUUUCACUGGUGUACAACAGCACUGAUUUUACGUCUGAGUUCAAAAUUCGGGUAUUUAUUCGUCGAAAAAUCAGACUAUUUAUGACAUUUCUUAAACUAGCAGCCCUCGUAUUUGAAUAGUAUUACACUGAAUCGCAUCGAUUGAAAACAUCAUAUCGCAUACCCUUACCCGCGCCUUUACAUCUGCUGUAUCCGAUCAGCCGAAUAACCCAUUCCCCGUGACAAAGCAAACUGGACGAGUCAAAAUAAGAAAAAAGGAAAAUGAAAUGUAAAUUUAAUUUUAGGUUUCCUUUGCCCAAGCGGUGCAGAGAAUAGUGUUUUUUUUUCUACAUUAGGGUACACUCCAAUCCUGUGAGAGAAAUCUUUUUAGGUGGAAGAAGGCUAAAUUUAAUUUUGCGGCCACUUUUCCGGGUCCUUUCGUGCGAUUUGGGGCGAGUGGAUUCGAUGGCGAAAGUCACCGCCAACCAUGUAAAUAAAACCUGUAUUAUAGAUAUAUCAGAUAGAUGAUCAUCGAUUGUGAACAGCAGUUUUCCCUUUCUAUGUUUGAUAAUAACAAGGUGAGGCUACCCGAGGUAUUGUACCACGUUUGAUGGGUACUUGAGACGAAGGGGCAGCCUCAUUCUCGUUGAUAGUUAGUGCAAAUGUUUCAGAAAAAAAAUCGAAGUCAAUAACCCAUCGGGGAUAAUAAAAAUGAAGUAAAAAUAAAAUCAAUACCGAAAAGUAUUAUUCAUAUACAACUGAA
Molecule: messenger RNA, 4141 nt
Organism: Aedes albopictus (Asian tiger mosquito)
Lineage: Eukaryota; Metazoa; Arthropoda; Insecta; Diptera; Culicidae
Exons: 8
Coding region: 1156-2592 (478 amino acids)
Biological process (GO): synapse organization
Cellular component (GO): neuron projection membrane
Source: RefSeq, a predicted model, not a curated record